This is a messenger RNA of Guillardia theta CCMP2712, 1305 nucleotides long. RefSeq lists its product as hypothetical. The record is from RefSeq and is a predicted model, not a curated record. Bases 1 to 1305 code for a protein of 434 amino acids. Lineage: Eukaryota; Cryptophyceae; Pyrenomonadales; Geminigeraceae. Gene Ontology annotation, biological process: membrane protein proteolysis. Gene Ontology annotation, cellular component: Golgi-associated vesicle membrane; cytoplasmic side of endoplasmic reticulum membrane; lumenal side of endoplasmic reticulum membrane. Gene Ontology annotation, molecular function: aspartic endopeptidase activity, intramembrane cleaving. The transcript has 9 exons.
AUGCAGCAGCAGUCAGAAGCGAGAUCGUUGCAACCCAAUCUCCUGAGCAAGUACACGAGCGUCUUCGUUGUACUCCCACUCUUGUCCAACGUGUUUCCCUACCUCAUCACAAUGGCGCAAGCAGCAACCGAACAAGAUGAAAGAAGAACGCUCAUCAUCCUGUUCCUGAUUUUGAAGAGGGUGUAUCUCUACUGCAUGGCCAUUAGCAUAGUCGAUCUUGCGGCUCUGCGAUCAGUUGAUCUUCCAUCAUCUUUGGGCAGCAGACUCAAGUUACUCAACGAUGAGAUCUUGCAAUCCGUUGGAACAGCAAACAUCUCCAAGACCUUCAAUGAUGGAGAGGUGGCCAAACAAGCUUAUGCAAAGCUUGAUAAUGUCAGUGGUGUCAGCAUAGCCUUCUUUCUCCCUGCAUUCCUAGCCUUCUCCUUGUUUUCGUCCUUCUUCUUGUUUGGUUCAACAUUAUCCAACAUGGAUACGAGCAGUUCGCUCCUCUCUAGCGAGGUGUUACAGAGCCUGAAAAGAUCACUGAAUGUUUUGCCUGUGCUGUCUGGAGCUGGUAAUUUUGCAGUUUGCACCCUUUUCUUUCAAGUGGAGGUACGGAACUUUCUGUCCUGGCUGGGAGUUCAGGCGAAAGACAAUGAGGAUGGCCAAAAGACUAGUGUAUCGAACCAGAUCCCUCUCCUCUUGAGCACUGCUGGGGUCCUGUUCGCAUUCCUGGCACCUUCCAGUGUCGCUUGGCCCAUGAGAAACGCCAUCAACAGCUGUAUUGCCAUCACGGCUGCGCGUUCAGUUCAGCUCGCGUCACUUCCCGUCACUGUCGCUGCUCUUGGAGGAUUGGUGGCGUAUGACCUUUUCGGGGUCUAUGGAUCUUCUUUCCUCGUUCCUCCUGCUUCAGCUGCUGAACCAGCAGCCUCUGUAAUGGAGUCUGUGGCUAGAGCCAAGCUCUCGGGAUCGUCAUGGCAGCCUGGGCUGCUUGAAGUUGUGAUUGAUGGAAAGCCAACGGACGCACUUGGACUUGCAGACGCUGUCUUCCCGGCAAUGUUGACCGGAUGGGCAGCAAGAUUUGACAAGGACAAAACAAAGGAAUCGGAAACAACUUCUCCGGGCGAGGGACAAGUAGAUGUACAAGAGAAGAGCAACUGGUACCUUCAAGCAUCUCUCGGGGGAUAUUCCGUGGGAUGUUUCUUAUGCGAAGCUUUCAACUCUGGAGCAGGACAACCGGCUCUACUUUUCUUGGUUCCUUCAACUUUCUUGAGCAUUCUGGUUGCUGCUACCUUGAAGUCUGAGCUCGGAAAGAUAUGGAAAUAG